Lactuca virosa is the source of this 561-nucleotide messenger RNA. The record is from the annotation of a GenBank genome assembly. Lineage: Eukaryota; Viridiplantae; Streptophyta; Magnoliopsida; Asterales; Asteraceae.
AUGGGGGAAGGGUCGAGUAAAAGUGCACCGACUCUUAUUUUAAGACAAGUGUUGAUUGGAGGCAGGGAACUUAUGAGUAUGGCUGAUAUUCAUUCGACUCUUCUGGCUAAGGAUAAUAAAUCAAUCGGAUCGCUAGAUGGAGUGGAUGAAGAUCGGUUUGGUAAUGAAUUUGACUUUAAUGACCAAGAGAAUGAGCAGCAAAGUAAUGAAGGCGAAGACGUGUACAGUGAUAAAGAACAAUCUAUAGCAGGGGUAAAUGGUGAAAUGUUUAAUGAUCAGGUACAACGAAAACAAGAGGAAUUGCCACACAACGAAGGUGAUAAGGAGAGUGAUUGUGUCAAAAAUAAAAAUCAAGAAAACAUGCAUGCUGAUCAGGAGAAUGGAAAUUCAAAAGAAAAUGUAAAUCCCAGGUCCAAUGGUGAAGCCGAAAAUAUUUUGAAAGGAAUGAUUCAGAUUUUUCAAGACCUCCUGGAUUUGGAGGGCAGCGAUUUCAUGAUUGGAAUAAUAAGGAUAGUCGGGGUUCCUUCCAAUACUCGGGUAAUGAAAGCAAAAGAGCUUUGA